UUAUUCUUGAGGGACGUGACGCAACAACGCUUUGGCCGUCGACCGAUAAGAGAUGGGGGAGUGGCAAUAUACCAGCUAUAAAACGCGUCGAUGAAAUACUUGGGAACGCCACUCCUGGAAAGAUCACCGCCCCGGAAAGGUUCACUUACCCGGUCAAGAUGAAGCCCGUGUCACUUUUCCUGUUGGCCGUUUGUCUGCUCGCGGUUCAGGCCGAAGAUCUCGCUGGACGAACCUUCGACUUCGGGCAGAUCCACCCGGCACUACAGCACGCCCAUCAUGGCCACGGCAUGUCGUCCCAGCCUCAGGGGCACUUCAAUCAUGUUCUGCCGGCGCACCAUGGUUCCCACACUGGGCACGCUCACGGGCACGCACAUCAAGGACAGGGUCAGCAUGUUCACCAGCACCAAUUUGUUCAUGGGCAUCAGCACAACCAUCGGCAGUCUCCGGCGCUCAAUCCCGCAACUGUGCCCGGUGCGUCAAACGUGAGCACGGUCCCAGUCCUCAUGUGCCGCGUCGUCAAGGUUCCUGUGAAUACCACGUUACCCACUUCGCCGCAGAAGUCAGAAUCCAGCUCAUCUGGGACCCAUCAUGUCGGCAGUCAUAUCGCUACUUCCAUUAGUCACAUUAGUCAGGUCUUCGGUAGGGUCGUCAAUCCUGUGGUGGCCCUCUUGCAGAACGCAUCGGUUUGGCUGAACCGGACCGCUCACGGAGACGACAGUGCCGCUGCUCAUCACCACCAGCACCAGUCUGCUGAUCAUCAUUCACUGGUCCUCAAGAAGAAACUGCAGGUCAUCGGCCCCAUAAGUCGUCAACAGAAGGGCCAUGCUUCGGUUCCAACUCGUCCAUCUCUUGUUACUGAUGCUCCCACAAAACCCAGCCCGGCACCUGCAGUUACCACCACUGUUCCGAAGGCGACAAGUCGCUCCCGCCUAACAACGGCACCGCGCUUUGUUCCGGCAGCCAUUACCACCGUCGGUGUCGCGGCACCUACACUAGGGGGACCGGUUCCGCGCGCUGGCACCUUUCCUGUCUGGGCUAACACUAUCACUUCGACCAUUGUACCUGCUUCCCUCCCUGCAGACGUCUCCUCGGUAACCCAUGUGUCCACCCAGGUUCCUGAUUCUACCACGGCGUCCGUGGAACGCACCUUGACAUCUACUCGUGCCACCUUGCCUACCGUGACUCCGACAGGCGUUGCUGUUCCCGCCACCGCUGCCCCAACUUCGCUGGACUUCCGCGCCAACCCCUUCACGGCCACCACAACCUGGACUGAACUACCUGCUUCUAUUCCUGCAGAUGCCACGUCAACCACGGACGUCGCAUUCGAAAAAACGCAGGUAUUCCACGGAAGUACGGUCGUAACUUCUGAAGGUGCGGAGCCUGCUGCCUUCCCAGACUCAACUAGCACUGUUCUCACCACAACUCUGGGUUCCCCGGAUCCGCGUGCUGGGCUCUUCACUGUCCUGGUUACGUCACCAGAAGCGUCCACUCCUGGCCUUCCUGACCACGAGCAGGCAAACAUAACCAUCGCAGCCCCGGCUUCUACCAGCGCCCUUGCGACAGCUUCCUUUGAGCCUCGUGCAGAGACUGUGAUUACCUCAACACCCGAAGCGCCUACGCUUCCGGUGAACGCGGAUGCCCCUUCAGUGCUGUUCGCCCAGACCACUAUGGCUCCGGGCAUGGACACCACUUCUGCCCAGGCGUCUACAGUGGUUCAAGCUGUCCCUCUCGCUACAAGGGCACCAUUGGCGGUGGCUACGGCGGCAGACGUCACCACUGGCCCAGUGACUCUCUCUACUACCCCGGUUCCGGCCGCGGUGCUUUCCACGACCCCGUCUCCUACUUCCUCGCAGGUUGCGAGCUUUACGGUCUUGGGUGUCCGCUCUGUCCGCCCGAAAACUCGCUGAACCACGGUCUUUCCAGUAGUAAUAUCAGCGAUAAUGUAAUGUGAUUCUUGUAAAUAGCAUGCUUAUUCGCGCUUGUUCGCCCUAUUUUAAGGAUUUUUACCGUGCGCAUUUUGCAUGCAUGAGACUUGACCGGUGUCCCGAGAUUCAGCAAUAAAACACGG
Molecule: messenger RNA, 2068 nt
Organism: Rhipicephalus sanguineus (brown dog tick)
Lineage: Eukaryota; Metazoa; Arthropoda; Arachnida; Ixodida; Ixodidae
Product: mucin-2
Exons: 2
Coding region: 159-1907 (582 amino acids)
Source: RefSeq, a predicted model, not a curated record